This is a messenger RNA of Austrofundulus limnaeus, 2052 nucleotides long. RefSeq names its product adhesion G protein-coupled receptor F3a (gene adgrf3a). Gene Ontology annotation, molecular function: G protein-coupled receptor activity. Gene Ontology annotation, cellular component: membrane. Gene Ontology annotation, biological process: adenylate cyclase-activating G protein-coupled receptor signaling pathway; cell surface receptor signaling pathway. The transcript is spliced from 8 exons. The record is from RefSeq and is a predicted model, not a curated record. Lineage: Eukaryota; Metazoa; Chordata; Actinopteri; Cyprinodontiformes; Rivulidae. The coding region runs from base 41 to 2032 and encodes 663 amino acids.
UAAUGAAUUUUUGUGCAGACUUGUCUUUUCAACAUCUAACAUGCAAGUGUUUGUUGCAGGUGACCGAACAUACACGUACACUGCUCAGAAAGUUAUUUCCUGUGGAAAUGCUCAAAUUUCAACGAAAGCAGAAGCAUCGUGCAAUUUCACUAAUAAGUGUGCACAAACGAUCUCCAAAUCUUUUGUCUUCACAAUCAUACGUUUUGGAGAACAGUACUGUGCAGCUGAGGGUGAUUGGCAAGACACCAAGGCUGGAUUUACAGCUGAAAUCAAAUGUAUAAAUCAGGCUGGAUCCAGAAAAAGACCCUGCAACAAUCAGGGAAAUUGGGGACCGGAGGUUUCAGAAUGUGUGAAUCAGGAUCUCCAUGAUGUGCUACAGUUUGCUCAUAUUAGUGACAAUGGACUGGGUGAACUGGAUGCAAAUGCAGCACAAGCAUUUUCUCGCUUUAAUAAAGUCACCAGGACAGCAACAUUAGCGACUGUUGCUAAUGUGAACACCUCAGUGGAGGUACUCCAGACCUUAAACAGUAAAAUAAAAAGCAUACAAAAUGUCAGCGCAAUAGAUAACUUCCUGAGCUCAUCCAGUAAUCUGCUGAAUGAAACUCUUCAAAGCUCUUGGAACUCAACAACUCCUGACACAAAUUUUUCCAUGGCUGAUACAUAUUUGAGUUCAGUUGAGGAAUUAGUUAAAAAAGCAAACAUAUCUGAUAUCAUUAAAAAGGCAAAUAUAGAAGUGGUUGCAUGCAGAAAUGACUCGUGCAACAACACAGUUUUCAAUGUUACUAUUUCUCUUCAAAGUUCGAGUACAGUGAAACUGGCCGGAUUCAAAUAUCUGCAGACGUAUUUGUCCAGCAGUGAUAACACCACAGAGCCCAACAGUAUUGUUGUGUCAGCAACUACAGAAGAAAAUGAUCCAAAGCAGGACAUUACUAUUGACUUCAGGCUACUCAAAGACAGGCCACGUAAUGUUGAAAUAAGGUGUGUGUUCCGGGACAGUAAUGAAUCAGAUUGGUCAUCAAACGGGUGCCAUUGGGCUGGCCCUGACAACCAGAAGCGCUGCAUCUGCCACCAUCUCUCCUCGUUUGCUAUUCUAAUGUCUAAAGAGCCCCUGAAAGUCCCAUUUUUAGAUGAGAUAACCUAUGUUGGCCUAGGAGUAUCAGUCCUGUCGCUCUUUAUCAGCCUUUUGAUAGAAUUCAUUGUCUGGAAAGAUGUAGUUAAGACAAACACUUUGCAUUUACGGCAUACUGCCCACGUGAACAUCUCUCUGUGUUUGCUGGUCGCUGACGCCUGUUUUUUAGCAUCGUCUGAAUCAACGAGCAUCACAGAGGUCUGGUGUAGAACAUCAGCAGUGCUGAAGCACUUCUGUUAUCUGGCUAUGUUCUUCUGGAUGUUGUGUCUUAGCACCACACUGCUUCAUCAAGCUGUUUUCUUGUUCCAUAAAGUGAGCAAGACUAACUACCUGCGGUUCUCCUUAGUCCUGGGCUAUGGUUGUCCCUUGAUUAUUGUCUUUGUCACAUUUCUUACCAACAAUGCUGGAGGUGAAGGUGUGUACUACUCACGAGAAACCUGCUGGUUGGUUUACACAGGACUCCUCCAGGGCUCCAUUUUUACGUUCAUCAUUCCGCUUAGUGUGAUUGUUUUUGUCAACGUGUUCUCCAUGCUGGUGGUUAUUAUGAAGCUUUUAAGCCACCAUCAGAAUGCAGACACAGCACAAGAAACAGAGAAAGCAGCUGCCAAAACGGUUUUGAGAUCAGUCAUUCUUCUGACUCCAAUCUUUGGCAUCACAUGGAUUUUUGGAUUAGCUAUAAUGAUUAUAGACCUCACAAGUGGAGUCCUGGCUAAUGUCAUCAACUACACCUUUGUUGUGCUGAACAGCUUUCAGGGUUUGUUCAUUUUGUUGACCUCAUACCUGUGCGACAAAAAUACUCGUGAAGCACUAAUGAAGCGCCUCAGGAAGAAGGCUCCAGUUUCCAGCAUGAGUGAAAGCACAACCUCAACCACAAAAACAAACUUAGAGUCCUUUAAGAAAUAGUCAACAUCUUAACUCCUGGU